CCAUAGAAAUCGACCUCACUCAUCCAAAAAAACCAAAACCUAUCCGGCAGCCUGAGGUCUACUAAACCCUAAAAAUGUCUACGGUGAAGAACUGCGGAUCGAAGAAAGCCGAGGAUCAAGGUUUGCAGAUGCUGAGGCUGCUCAUUGGGAAGCUAGUGCACAAGGGUCUCUCAAUCUUGUCAUCAAGAGGCCCUCACGAUCACCACCAUCGUCACAAUGAUUUCGACGAAGAUUCAGAAGUGGCGACGGUGGUGCCGAAAGACGUAAAAGAAGGUCACUUUACAGUUUUUGCAGUGAAGGGUAAUGAAGCAGAGAGGUUUGUUGUUAAACUGGAGUCGUUGAGUAACCCUGAAUUUUUGAGGUUAUUGGAAGAGGCCAAGGAAGAGUACGGAUUUGAGCAGAAGGGUGCUCUUGCAGUUCCUUGCCGGCCUCAAGAAUUGCAGAAAAUCUUACAAACAUGCAGGAGGAAGAAGAGUAGUAGAACAUCUAAUAAUAUUAGUUUUACAGUUGUACAAGGAUCCUAGCUAGCUUCUUUUGCAGAAAUUUGUGUAAUUAUUUAUCUAAUUAUUCCCUACUUUUCUGUAUGUUUUGCACUGAAUGUAGAACAAACUUCUGCAUGGAAAUAAUGAGAAAUUGAUGCUAUAUUAUGUGA
Molecule: messenger RNA, 652 nt
Organism: Pyrus x bretschneideri (Chinese white pear)
Lineage: Eukaryota; Viridiplantae; Streptophyta; Magnoliopsida; Rosales; Rosaceae
Product: auxin-responsive protein SAUR40
Exons: 1
Coding region: 75-524 (149 amino acids)
Biological process (GO): response to auxin
Source: RefSeq, a predicted model, not a curated record